CACAAGCCGUGAUUGUUUUUAAAGUGGUAUUUCACUCAGUGGACAGGCUGGAUGCAGUAAAAAAAAAAAAUAUGACAAGAACCUCCUGUCACCAAGCUGCAAACUGGCAUGCCGCCACCUCCACCACCACCACCAGUCACAGCCAUGCAGUCACCUCCACCACCAGUUACAGCCAUGCAUCCACCUCCACCACCAGUCUUCAGGCAGCAACAUGGACAUUAUGCUCCCAGGCAUCAUCAGGGUUGGAUUGCCUCUGUUGAGGACACAGAAGUGAUGCCACCACCAUUGGCAUACGACCCAUGGCAAGAUACCUGGCCUGAGGAACAUCCUUUUGGCUUUGAGGGGGAGCCAAGUCAGCCAUGAAGUGUCAAUGUCUUUACCCCCCCCCCCCCCCAACACAAUAUCAGGACAGUCAUGGCUUUUCCACACUGGGGAUGCCGCAAGGUAUGCAAAGUGGACAGGCUGAGUGGUCACACACUAGUCAUCAAUGGGACUACCAAUCCAGCAUGAGAGCUCCACCAUCUGCUUCCCUUGGGAGAGCUCCACCAUCCGCUUCCCUUGGGAGAGCUCCAUCAUCCGCUUCCCUUGGGAGAGCUCCACCAUCCUCAGAUGAGCAUAUAGCUGAGGUUGUCCCUGAAGCACCAGCAGCUGAGGUUGUCCCUGAAGCACCAGCAGCUGAGGUUGUCCCUGAAGCACCAGCAGCUGAAGUUAUCCAUGAAGCACCAGCAACUGAAGUUAUCCAUGAAGCAGAUGCAGCUGAAGUUGUCCAAGAUGCACCAGCAGAUAGAGCAGAACCUGCACCUAGAAUCACUGCUGCUCAAGAGCCUGUAGAUCCACUGUAUUCUCCCCUGGGAGAGGAAUACAUUUCACUCCAGAGGAGGCUGAUAACAAGCUGCAAAAGCAUUCAAAGAGGCCAACAGAGGUUUCAUAGGAGCCAAGAGAGGCUACUCAAGCGUAGCAUCGAGCUGCAGAGGGACAUUGCAGCCUCAUUAAAUGGAAUUGUCCAAAAUCAGUCUCAGAUGAUGAGAAUCCAGUCUGAUAUGCAGAUGGACAAUAGAUGGCGGGAACAAAACCAACUCUUGGGUGUGUUGGUUGAGCACUUCACACACCAGCAGGACACUGCCUCCAGCCUUUCAUCUGUGGCCAGCACUCCAGCAGAAUCAUCUGAAGCUUCCCAAACCAGGAGAACCAGGAAAUCCACUCCAGUCACCUCUGCCCCCUCAUCCAAGAAGCCGGAAAAAAAAUAAUAGUCUUAUAGUUCACCAUAAAUCUUGUCCUCUGUUUUUUACCAUAUAAUUGUCAUCCACAUCCAUGUGAGGGGUAUUUUAGUACACUAAUAUUGUUAAAACAUAAAAUAAGGCCUGUGGGGAAAUGGCCCAAAAAAGGUAAUAUUAUCCUGUUUCUAACAUAUUCUUGUACUAUAACUCCCAUCCACAAUAGUUGUUUCUUAAGGGUACAUAUAGUAAUAUUCACUUGUAAGAUGUAAAUCAAUGUAUCUCACAUCCAAUAUAAAUUGACCCAUUGGUAUAUAUAGUAGUGAUGUUACUGAUAGGGUGGGCAUUAUCAGGUGUUUUAAGUCUGCAGGUAAGAGGUUGUGGUGUGUGUGAUUGGUUUAACACAAUUGCAAAGAGGCAGCCUUCAAGAAGGUGUUAUAAAUGAUCAUAUGAGCCAUCCUAGGUUUUGCUUUCAACUAAGAAUACCAAGAGAACAAAGCAAGUGUUCAAAUUAAACAUGGCCUAUUUAAAAGAAAAA
Bombina bombina (fire-bellied toad) is the source of this 1752-nucleotide messenger RNA. RefSeq lists its product as uncharacterized. The record is from RefSeq and is a predicted model, not a curated record. Bases 360 to 1247 code for a protein of 295 amino acids. The transcript is spliced from 2 exons. Lineage: Eukaryota; Metazoa; Chordata; Amphibia; Anura; Bombinatoridae.